Molecule: messenger RNA, 2094 nt
Organism: Helobdella robusta
Lineage: Eukaryota; Metazoa; Annelida; Clitellata; Rhynchobdellida; Glossiphoniidae
Exons: 10
Coding region: 1-2094 (697 amino acids)
Source: RefSeq, a predicted model, not a curated record
AUGAGUGAAGAGAUUAAUUCGGACAUUGUUGACUUCGGUGAGGAUGCAAAUGAUACUGAAGAAGAUGCGAGAGUCGUCGACUCAGUUGAUUUGCGGAACGAGGAAGAUGAUGGGAACAAAUUUGGGGAAAAAAUUCCAUCUUCAUUAACGUCGGAAACACAGGAUUUGAAUAAAAAUCAGGUGAAAUACGAGGAUGAAGAGGAUGACGAUUACGACGAGGAGAAUCCUCCUGAAGAUCUGCCCAGUCAGUGGGAAGGGGAUGAUGGCUUGGAUGCCAGCGAACUCGAGGUUGAAAGAUUCUGUCAGCCGAAGGAAGCUGUACUAAUUGAAGAUCUGACGGAACAUUUUAGGCAGAGACGGGUCAUAGUUUAUCCGCUCCGGCUGUCAGAUUUAUCUCACCCGAUCUUCAUAGAAUGCAUCGAGAGGAGUUGCUCAUUUCAGACAAACUUUACCCUGUGUAGGAGACCGCUGCAAGAUAAUGAAGUUUCAUUUGUUGGAUUAUUCUUUUCUCAAUCUUUAACCAGUGAAGUUCUUUCAAUAUUGAUACAGAUUGGUGGAUAUUUUAUUCAAGUCAACAAUCCACGCACGCGAGGCAGUGGAUGGGUUGAAAUCAAUACGCGAGGAGAGAAGUUCAUAGCGGACUGGGUGAAGAUGAAUUCGACUGCUCUCUGUCAGAUCCCGACCACAUUGAAAAACCUAAUCACAAUCAAAAAUGUCCCCGAAGAGUUAGGCUCUGAACAAAUUAGGAGCUCAUUCUCCAACGCUUCGGACGUUAUAAUUGCACAUAAUAAAAAAAAAUCUGUUGAGAAGAACAGACUAGUAAGGACGGGUUUCUUGUUCUUCGAUAGUGAGAUCCGAGGCCUGAUGAAGAUGAAGAGAAGGUACAGAAUCAUGUGCCAGGUUCGCGGUCUGAAAACUAUCCUCAAAGAUCUUUCUGUCAGUAAAAAUUUCACUGACAACCAAGUUAAUAAAAUAAACAUGGUCAUAAGCAACUGUCGAAACCUCAUACUGACUGACAACCGAAUACGCGCCAGCCUGGGUCUACCACUGCACACAUUCUCAGAUCUGAAGAGGAUCCAGUCAGUUAGAGAGUCCAUCCCGAAAGAAUACAAUUGGUUGUCAACUGUGUCCGGUUUCGACAACGAGGCUGGGACGGAUCGAAAUUGGAAGGAGUCGAGUGUGGGGAGUAAUGGCGGAGUUGGUGGUGGUGGUGGUGGAAAAAGAAGGGGAUUUGGUGGUGGUGGGGGCGGUUCUAACAGGAGAUUCAAUGAUACCAGAAAAAAAUGGAAUGACAGGCGCAGAGCAUCCCCAGCACGUCGCGACGACUACAGGGACCGUCCGCGGGGGGGUUCGAGAUUGUUGGAGGCCACGAGUCGCGUGGAAGAGAUAGCUGCGAAGAUAGCACGCAUCACGAACAGCAUGGGCCUUCCUCGCCAGCAGGACAGCAACAAUCCACAGCUUUCAAGUUUGAGCUCCCUCAUGAAGAACCUCAGCGGAUAUGACGCUCUGAAGGCGGUUCUUUCUGGUAACGCACCCCUUCCUGAUCAGGGGGAAAUGGGUAUGAUGGGCCCGAGUUGGAGAGGCCCUAAAAAUGAUUUGUCCGAACCAGAUGCCUCCGCUAAUUUGAACUCGUUUGCUGGUGGUGGGAGUGGCAGUUCGAAUCUCGGCCCUGCUGAGGUCAUGUCCCCAAUGGAUGCACCAGCCAAGAAGUUGGAGAACGCGAAUGCUAACAAAGGAGUCGGCAGUAGUUGGCAGAUUAGCAGUCAGACAAGCAGCAGCAACAGCAGAUGGAUCACUAAAUCGAAUCAACCCGUCAACAAUCCGAACCAGCCAUCGGCCUCCACAUCCACUCCAUUCCAAACUCAACAACAACAACCACCUUACCACCAACAACAUCUCGACCAACAACAGCAGCAGCAAUAUUACCCAUACGACAACAACUACGGUUACAACAAUCAGUACAAUUACGGAGCUGCUGGCUUCCCUCCUAAUUUUGGCUUUCCAGGUUUCGGGGGCUUCCCAAAUAACCCCCCUCCACCACCCAGCAAUAAAUCUGGCUGGGCCUAUAAUUAUCCACAAUGGGGCAAUAAGUGA